UACACGAUCUCGCGUCAUAAAUUAUCUCGCGUGAGCAGCAACUUGUUCCGGUUUGGGAACAUACAUGAUCGCAAGGCGUUUAUAGUUAUACAUUGAGACCACUGAUCCUCGACGGAAUACUAGAACCGUUGUAAUUAAAGAGCCCCUUGAGACGCGGUGUGACCUCUGACCCCCCUCCAGGCUAGAUGAAGGCACUAGGGUUAUAGUAGGGUUGAUGACAAGGUGAAGAUAGUCACAGCUGUAAGGUCAUCUGGCAGGCAGGGAGAGCAUGAACCUGUGGCGUGUGGUGGUAUGUUUGGUGGCGGCCUGGGUGCUGAUCCUAGUCUACCUCAGCACUAUGGUGAUGCAGCCCAGUGACACAGGGGACAAGAUGGAGAGACAGCUGACUAAGGCAAUGGAAGAAAUUCUACUGCUUAAAAAACAGAACUUAGAACUACAGAGGUUGACCAAUGAACUCAGGGAUGUAAGGCUGGUGGUUGGAGUAGGUGGUGAGAAUAGUGCUGCAGUCAAAUUACUACAGAAUAAAUUAAAUGAAGCCAAUAGAGAAAUAAGACAGCUAAAUCUUCAGAUGGGAGACAAAGCACCUCUAAAUCAAGCUGAGGGUGAUGCUGUUGCUGGCAGUAAAAUUCUGUCAGACGGUCCUAGUGCCGAACACGAAAAACUGCGAAGAAAACUUUACAACGGUGUGACAGAGUUGUGGUACUUCAUACGCUCCGAGUUAAAGAAAAUAAAAAAUGUUGCUAAGGAUAAUAGACAGUUAAACACAAAAGUGAAUGACUUAUUAGAUGAUGCAGGGCAUCAAGAAAGGUCCAUACUAACAGAUUUGCAUAGUUUAAGCCAAAUUGAUGGAGCAGAAGAUUGGAGGAAAAAGGAAGCCAAAGAUUUAGAAGCACUUGUACAACGACGAUUUCAUUAUUUGCAGAAUCCCAAAGACUGCCAAAAUGCCAAGAAGCUGAUCUGUAAUGUCAAUAAAGGCUGUGGCUUUGGCUGCCAGAUCCACCAUGUCGCAUACUGUUUUAUUCUUGCGUAUGCCACUGAACGUACCAUGAUCCUCCAGUCCAGUGGCUGGCGGUAUUCUAGCGGGGGAUGGGAGAAAGUGUUCAUGCCUGUGAGUGACAGCUGUCGGAACGCGGCUGCAAAAUCCUCCAGAGGCUGGGGACGUAAGUACACUGGAAAUAAAUAGGUUGCAUGUGUUUGU
Lingula anatina is the source of this 1198-nucleotide messenger RNA. RefSeq names its product alpha-(1,6)-fucosyltransferase-like. Lineage: Eukaryota; Metazoa; Brachiopoda; Lingulata; Lingulida; Lingulidae. Gene Ontology annotation, biological process: protein N-linked glycosylation. The record is from RefSeq and is a predicted model, not a curated record. Gene Ontology annotation, molecular function: glycoprotein 6-alpha-L-fucosyltransferase activity; protein binding. Gene Ontology annotation, cellular component: Golgi cisterna membrane.